GUGCGGGCGCAGGAGCCGGCCGCCGCCGCGUCAGCCCCUGCGCGCCCUGGCCCGUCCCGGUAACGAGCUGUCUUCCCGCAGUCUCCCGAGUGGUGCCCUCCUCCCGCCGGUGCCCGAGCCGGGCCGUGGGGGGCAGCAUGCCCGCGCGCGCCGCCUGAGGACGCCGCGGCCCUCGUGCCCGCCAUGGGCGUCCCGGCCCGCGCCCUCGCGCUCUGCGUGGCCGUGGCCGUCGUGGCCGGCGUCGCCUCAGAGUCCCCGGGCACGGAGCAGCGCGUCGCGGGGAGAGCGGCAGAUGUCCUAGGGCCUGAUUCCGGCCAGCAGGAGCAGUUGGUGUUCAGCAGCGGGGACAUUGUGGAGCUGAGCUGCCACCCACCCGGAGGUGGUCCCAUGGGGCCCACUGUCUGGGUGAAGGACGGCACAGGGCUGGUGCCCUCAGAGCGCAUCCUGGUGGGGCCCCGGCGGCUGCAGGUGCUAAAUGCCUCCCAUGAGGACACAGGGGCCUACAGCUGCUGGCAGAGGCUCACCCAGCGCCUGCUCUGCCACUUCAGUGUGCGUGUGACAGAUGCUCCGUCCUCAGGAGAUGAUGAAGAUAGUGAGGACGAGGCUGAAGAUGCAGGGGCCCCUUACUGGACUCGGCCUGAGCGGAUGGACAAGAAGCUACUGGCUGUGCCGGCCGCCAACACUGUUCGCUUCCGCUGCCCGGCCGCCGGCAACCCCACUCCAUCCAUCUCCUGGCUGAAGAAUGGCAAGGAGUUCCGAGGCGAGCAUCGCAUUGGGGGCAUCAAGCUGCGGCACCAGCAGUGGAGCCUGGUCAUGGAGAGCGUGGUGCCCUCGGACCGCGGCAACUACACGUGCGUGGUGGAGAACAAGUUCGGCAGCCUGCGCCAGACGUACACGCUGGACGUGCUGGAGCGCUCCCCGCACCGCCCCAUCCUGCAGGCGGGGCUGCCGGCCAACCAGACGGCAGUGCUGGGCAGCGACGUGGAGUUCCACUGCAAGGUGUACAGUGAUGCGCAGCCCCACAUCCAGUGGCUCAAGCAUGUGGAGGUGAAUGGCAGCAAGGUGGGCCCCGACGGCACGCCCUACGUCACUGUGCUUAAGUCCUGGAUCAGUGAGAGUGUGGAGGCUGACGCGCGCCUCCGCCUGGCCAAUGUGUCGGAGCGGGACGGGGGCGAGUACCUCUGUCGAGCCACCAAUUUCAUAGGCGUGGCCGAGAAGGCCUUUUGGCUGCGCGUUCACGGGCCCCGAGCAGCCGAGGAGGAGCUGGCAGAAGCCGGCGAGGCCAGCAGCGUGUACACGGGUGUUCUCAGCUACGGGGCGGGCUUCUUCCUGUUCAUCCUGGUGGUGGCGGCCGUGACACUCUGCCGCCUACGCAGCCCCCCCAAGAAGGGCCUGGGCUCUCCCACUGUGCACAAGAUCUCUCGCUUCCCGCUCAAGCGACAGCAGGUGUCCUUGGAGUCCAACUCGUCCAUGAACUCCAACACCCCGCUGGUCCGCAUCGCUCGGUUGUCUUCAGGAGAGGGGCCCACAUUGGCUGACGUCUCUGAGCUUGAGCUGCCAGCUGACCCCAAGUGGGAGCUGCCCCGGGCCCGGCUGACCCUGGGCAAGCCUCUCGGGGAGGGCUGCUUUGGCCAGGUGGUCAUGGCGGAGGCCAUUGGCAUUGACAAGGACCGGGCUGCCAAGCCUGUCACUGUGGCCGUGAAGAUGCUGAAAGACAAUGCCACCGACAAGGACCUGUCCGACCUGGUGUCGGAGAUGGAGAUGAUGAAGAUGAUCGGCACACACAAGAACAUCAUCAACCUGCUGGGCGCCUGCACGCAGGGUGGGCCCCUGUACGUGCUGGUAGAGUACGCUGCCAAGGGCAACCUGCGUGAGUACCUACGGGCGCGGCGGCCCCCGGGCAUGGACUACUCCUUCGACACCUGCAAGCUGCCUGAGGAGCAGCUCACCUUCAAGGACCUGGUGUCCUGUGCCUACCAGGUGGCCCGGGGCAUGGAGUACCUGGCCUCGCAGAAGUGCAUCCAUAGGGACCUGGCUGCCCGCAAUGUGCUCGUGACUGAGGACAAUGUGAUGAAGAUCGCAGACUUUGGCCUGGCCCGAGAUGUACACAACCUCGACUACUACAAGAAGACCACCAACGGCCGGCUGCCCGUGAAGUGGAUGGCGCCUGAGGCCCUGUUUGACCGAGUCUACACCCACCAGAGUGACGUCUGGUCCUUCGGGGUCCUGCUCUGGGAGAUCUUCACGCUGGGGGGCUCACCAUACCCUGGCAUCCCCGUGGAGGAGCUCUUUAAACUGCUGAAGGAGGGCCACCGAAUGGACAAGCCGGCCAACUGCACACACGACCUGUACAUGGUCAUGCGGGAGUGCUGGCACGCCGCGCCCUCCCAGAGGCCCACCUUCAAGCAGCUGGUGGAAGACCUGGACCGCAUCCUCACCGUGACAUCCACCGACGAGUACCUGGACCUGUCAGUGCCCUUUGAGCAGUACUCUCCGGGCGGCCAGGACACCCCCAGCUCCAGCUCCUCUGGGGACGACUCCGUGUUUGCCCACGAUCUGCUGCCCCCGGCCCCGUCCAGCAGCGGGGGCCAGAGGACAUGAAAGCUGGCAGCCUGCAGGCUGAGCCCCCAACAAUGUGAGAGGGGACCCCAGCCCACCCUGUGCUGUUGGCGUGCGGUCGCCCCAGGCCAGAGACCCGGUAUAGACAGACAGUGCUUCAUACCUGUGCGUGCGUGUGUGUGUGUGUGUGUGUGUGUGUGUGUCUCGGCCGAAGGUUCAGCAGUCCCCUGGGGUGCCCAUGCUGCUUCCUGACCGUGCUGCAGCACCGAAGGGCCUUUGUUCUGGGGGGACAAAAUGUAGAAUGUAAGGUCCCAUGGGACCCCCAGGGGCAGGCACUGAGCCAAACUGCCACGGGCUCCGGCCCCCACCUGCCCUACUGGGAGCAUCAGGGGCCCGGCUCCAGCAUUCGGGGCCUUGGUCCCUCCAGUGCCCAGAGCUGAGCCUGCAGAAAAGCCCCCCUCGCCCCCCAUGACCUCCUGCCUGAGCGGCACCUGCUGGGGACAAGCGUCAGUGCACAGCACCCCCUCCAGGCUCCCCGCUUCCCCCCUGCCCCUCCGACUGAAAUUACGGGUACCUGAAGGUGGGAGCCUUUAACCUCUAUCUGCAAGGUUUAUUCCAGAAACAAGUGUACAUUUAUAUAAAUAGAUGCUGUGUAUAUGAUAUAUAUACAUACCUAUAUAUAAAAAUAUCUAUGUGGAAGAAGAGGCUGCACACUGAGGCCUGGGACCUCGGGUGCAGGAGGUGGGGGUCGCCCUGGUGGGGAGUCCCCCAGGGUACUCGCUGUUGACACAAACACAAACACAGGCAGGGGCACAGGGGCUUUUCUGGCACCACAGUUUUGUUUUAAAAAUUGUACCUGGACCUGUAUAUUUGUAAAGCUAUUUAUCAACCCCCAGCUCCCUUGCCCCCACCCCACGCUCAUAGCGUUUAGCCAGCCACAUGGCAGAGUUUAAGUUUUAAGUUAUUAACAGCUGAGCAGGUUUGUGCUGCGUUGUGAGGGGUUGCCGAGAAUGUACGUCCAGCCCACACCCCAGCUGGAGCCGGCCCCCUCGGAGCCUGGAAGGCCGCUACUAGUUGGAGAUGAUUCCGGUGAGGAUAGUUUAUUUCCUUUGGCCUUCUUUUGCAGGGGAAUUAGAUUUCUAUAGGAUUUUUCUUUAGGAGAUUUAUUUUUUUGGACUUCAAAACAAGCUGGUAUUUUCAUACGAAUUCUUCUAAUUGCUGUGUGUUCCAGGCAGGGAGGCGGCUUCCAGGGAAGGGCCCGCCCUGCGUGCAGGUUCAGAUGUUAUUAGAUGUUACAAGUUUAUAUAUAUCUAUAUAUAUAAUUUAUUGAGUUUUUACAAGAUGCAUUUGCUGUAGACUUAACACUUCUUACGCAAUGCUUCUAGAUUUUUAUAGCCUGGUCUGCUACCUUUCGAAGCUUGGCAGAGAAGCCGUGAAUUCAGUUUUGUUACUUUUUGUGCUGUUAAUGGCCUGAGUCUGGGUGGCUGUCCCUUGCUUGUCCGCUGGGCGGUGGCUCAGGGUGGUCUUUCCUCAUGGCCUAGCGUUUGGUGGCCAAGGUGUGGGCCCAAACCAGCAGAUGUGAUUUGUUAACCCAGCAGACGUACUUUCCAAACAAUAAAGCGAGAAGACCGGUUCCCACCCCUG
Messenger RNA from Lemur catta (Ring-tailed lemur), 4203 nucleotides. RefSeq names its product fibroblast growth factor receptor 3 (gene FGFR3). NCBI's taxonomy places the organism in Eukaryota, Metazoa, Chordata, Mammalia, Primates, Lemuridae. Gene Ontology annotation, cellular component: membrane; signaling receptor complex. The record is from RefSeq and is a predicted model, not a curated record. The transcript has 17 exons. Gene Ontology annotation, biological process: multicellular organism development; fibroblast growth factor receptor signaling pathway; protein phosphorylation. Gene Ontology annotation, molecular function: fibroblast growth factor receptor activity; ATP binding; fibroblast growth factor binding. The coding region runs from base 184 to 2601 and encodes 805 amino acids.